AGCCCAGCACAACCCUCUCCGUCAAUACUACCAGACAUCACCGUCGCAUUCACAAUGGCAUUCGCUUGGAAGACCGCCGGCAUUUCGUACAACCGCUACAUCGCGGUCGCUUCCCGCGUCGUUCGCCGCUCCCUCAAGGAGGACAAGAGAAUCGCUGCCGAGCGUCGCGGCGAGUCGGAGAUCAGGUUCGCCAAGUGGGAGAACGGCAAGCAGGGCGACAACAAGCCUUUGGUCAGCGCGAACCAGCCUGCCUCCGAGGCCACUGCUUAAGCGCAGGACUGCGAGUUUGGAAACUAGCGAUGGAAUUAUUGGAAGGAGCACAUAGUGCAGCGAGCCCAGCUGCGGCUGGGCGGGCAAUUGUACAUUUCGUCUGAUGGGGCAGACAAUUGCGUAGAAGCGAAUGCUCAAUGACAACUCCGUCGCCGCAACC
Aplosporella prunicola CBS 121167 is the source of this 430-nucleotide messenger RNA. RefSeq lists its product as uncharacterized. The record is from RefSeq and is a predicted model, not a curated record. Gene Ontology annotation, biological process: proton motive force-driven mitochondrial ATP synthesis. NCBI's taxonomy places the organism in Eukaryota, Fungi, Ascomycota, Dothideomycetes, Botryosphaeriales, Aplosporellaceae. The coding region runs from base 55 to 270 and encodes 71 amino acids. Gene Ontology annotation, molecular function: proton-transporting ATP synthase activity, rotational mechanism. The transcript is spliced from 3 exons. Gene Ontology annotation, cellular component: mitochondrial inner membrane.